Messenger RNA from Penicillium samsonianum, 4719 nucleotides. RefSeq names its product putative ABC bile acid transporter. NCBI's taxonomy places the organism in Eukaryota, Fungi, Ascomycota, Eurotiomycetes, Eurotiales, Aspergillaceae. The transcript is spliced from 3 exons. Gene Ontology annotation, biological process: transmembrane transport. Gene Ontology annotation, cellular component: membrane. The record is from RefSeq and is a predicted model, not a curated record. Gene Ontology annotation, molecular function: ATP binding; ABC-type transporter activity; ATP hydrolysis activity. The coding region runs from base 1 to 4719 and encodes 1572 amino acids.
AUGGCCUACUUGGCGACAUCGACCUAUCUAGCCUUGUCGCUAGUUGCUCUAGAUAGUAUACCUGCCAUCCGGAGUAUCGCCCACCGUGUUGCGCGCAAAUCCCGUGAUUAUGAGGCCAUCCAACUAGCCAAAGAUGUCUACCGCGACGAAGAUGGCGAAGCGACCGAGGAAUCCCUCCGAGCAUUCUCUGAUAAAUGGCAAAGAAUCGCCAUCGCCCUUCUCUCCGUCGCCGGGUUUCUGGUGACUCUCGCAUUGGCUGUUCUUGCGACAUUGAAGCUCGCCAUUACCAAUUCCACGCCAUUGAUAUGGCUGCAGUUCGGAGUGUGGAUUCUGCUCGCUAUUCAAGCUGUUGCUUUCUUCACCGAGCCCCGACCGACAAGCCGAUAUGUUCUCGGCCAUUUCGCUUUCUGGGGGAGUAUCAUUGCCAUUGCAGUUCCAGGAAUUGAACUGGGCAUCUUGGUAUUCUCCCAACUCGGCCUUUCCCAUGGGCAAGUUUGGGUCGGGCUGCAAUUGGCUCAAAUUGCCACCGCUGCUCUUCGCGCCGUAUUCUGUGUUCUGAUACCGCGUCGUCCAGAUGUUUACUAUGAAGAUGAGCUGGUUGAGCGUGAGCUUUCAGUCUCGCUCCUCAGCCGCUUCACUUUCAGCUGGGCCAAUGGAUUGCUAAACUACGCGGUGAAACACAAGACCAUGGAACUCGAGGAUAUUCCCAGGCUUGUAGCAUCGAAACGGGCUGAUUAUCUCCGUGAGAAAUUCGAAAUUGCUAGACAGAACCGCAAAUUGUGGAUAGCGAUUGUCGUUGCGCAUUUGGGGCCACUGAUCGCCCAAACAAUUCUUAGUAUAGGAAUUUGCUUCCUAAGCUUCGGACCGCAGGUCGCCCUGUUUCAGAUUCUGAAAACACUCGAACUGCGCGGUACCCCCGAUUGGAAUGUCGGAGCAUCGUAUAUCUGGGUCCUGGCCCUGGGUGGGUUGUUGUUCCUUGCCUCCAGCGUGGAGGCAUGGCUGUUCUGGGUGGUCUACUCUAAACUCGGAGUUCCGAUCUUCGCAGAGCUGUCAGCGGUUAUAUUUGCCAAAGCCAUGCGUCGGAAGGAUGUGAAGUAUACAAAGAAGUCCAACACACCAGAUGAAUCCGAUAAUGCCAGCAAAGGAUCCGCGGACGCCGACGAUGACGAGGAUGCGUUGAAGAAAAGCCGCCAGAGUAUUAUCAACCAUGUGGCCGUGGAUGCUCGGCGCGUUUCCGACUUUGCCUCUUUCAAUUACAUUAUCCCACAGGCGAUCUUCAGAAUCAUUAUCGGUGCCGCCUUCCUGGUCCAAAUUCUCGGCUGGCGCAGUGCCUUUGCCGGUCUUUCAGUCUCUCUUCUUGUGACACCACUGAAUAUAUACGCGGCUAAAAAAUAUUCGACUGCCCAGGACCGAUUGAUGAAAUUCCGUGACCAGAAGCUGGCGAUCGUUACUGAAGUGUUGCAGGGAAUCAGGCAGAUCAAAUUCUCGGCUUUGGAGGAGCAAUGGCAGAAGCGUGUCCGGGAGACGCGAGAAACCGAACUGGGCGCAUUGUGGGCUUCGUUCGUUGCUGAUAUUGGCCUGCUUGCAAUUUGGGUUCUCGGUCCUGUCGGCUUAUCCGCCGUUUCGUUGACUACAUACGCCAUUCUUAAUGGUUCUCUGUCACCUUCUGUGGCCUUCACGGCUAUGGCAAUCUUCAAUUCUCUCGAGGCGUCGCUCGCUAUUAUACCAGAACUCAUGUCGAUGGGUCUGGAGGCGAAGGUUAGCUCGGAACGUAUCGACAAAUUUUUGGCUACCUCCGAAAAUGUUGUCAAUACUGUCCCUGCUGAAUACAUCGCUUUCGAGGACGCCUCUGUUGCAUGGCCUGCGGAGGAGGAAGAUAUCCAAGAUUCUGAGGAUCGUUUCGUUCUGCGCGACAUGACCUUGAAAUUCCCCACGAAGAGUCUAAGCGUGGUAUCGGGUAGAACUGGCUCUGGAAAGAGUCUGCUUCUCUCGUCUAUCCUGGGUGAAUGUGAUGUCCUCGCCGGGACGAUCAAGGUACCCGUUCCGCCUCUAAUUACAGACCGAUUUGAUCACGUUGCGACAAAGGCAAAUUGGGUCAUCGACUCAGCCAUUGCCUAUGUUGCGCAGAUGCCAUGGAUCGAAAAUGCUACGAUCAAAGCGAACGUUCUCUUCGGACUCCCGGACGACGCAGAGCGCUACCAACAGGUCAUCUUUGCUUGCGCUUUGGAAAAAGAUUUCCAGAUGCUGCCAGACGGCGAUAAGACUGAUAUUGGUGCGAAUGGUGUCAACCUGAGCGGUGGCCAACGCUGGCGUAUCUCCUUUGCCCGCGCAUUGUACUCCAGGGCUGGCAUACUUAUCAUGGAUGACAUCUUCAGCGCUCUCGAUGCCCACACAGGUCGACAUGUCUUUGAGAAGGCUCUUACCGGGCCACUCGGUCAGAACCGAACUCGCAUUUUGGUCACUCACCAUGUUGCACUGUGUCUUCCUCGCACGGACUACUCCGUGCUGUUGGAGAAUGGUCGUAUCAAAUAUGCAGGUACCAUCGAUGACCUGAAGGAAUCACAUCAUCUAGAGGAUAUCCUUCGCGAGGAACAAGCCGCAGAACAAGCGGAUAUUGUAGCAGAUGGAGAAGACCGUGAAUUCCUCAAUGACGAGGAGACAACUCUCCAAAAGGUGAUAUCGAAUACAUCCCACCAAAAACCGAGCACGGCUGGAAAUGGUCAAGCUUCCAACGGAAAUGGAAUUGCUACUGCACAGACGUCUACGCCGAAGAAGUUCGUUGAAGACGAGAAACGAGAAACCGGUUCUGUGCGGCUAGCAGUUUACCUUGCGUUCUUGAAUAAAGGUGGCUCCGUGGUCUAUUGGUUGGUGACGCUCGCGGUCUAUUUAAUGUUUUCGUCCCUCUUGGUUGGACGGUCUUGGUGGAUCAAUAUCUGGACGCGUUCAUCCUCCAAUACUCAGGUCCAUCCCGAGCAAUACAGUGUCCUAUUGCAGCAUGCCAUGCAACCGACUGCACCGGUCCGACAAGAUGACGACCUCUUCAUGUACCUCGGAAUCUAUGUCGCUAUUUCGAUCAGUGCCUGUAUAAUAGGGACAGUCCGUUAUUACUGCAUUCUUUCGGCGUCAGUCCGGGCCUCGAGGAACCUGUUCAAUGGCUUGAUUUAUACUAUCCUUCGCGCACCACUCCGGUGGCUGGAUACUGUCCCAUUGGGGCGAAUUCUCAACCGCUUCACAGCCGACUUCCAUUCAAUCGAUUCACGAAUCGGAUACGACAUUGGGUUCUUCGUGAGCAAGGUACUAGAUGUCUUUGCAAUCAUGGUUGCGGGCAUGCUUGUUGACUGGACGGUGAUCUUGCUCGGCGCGGUCUUGUUGCUCAUCUGUCUCAAACUGGCCACAUCCUAUUUGGCAGGUGCUCGUCAAAUCAAACGUCUCGAGAGCACCGCGAAAAGCCCUGUGUUUGAGCAGUUUGGAUCUAGUCUCGCUGGUCUGAUCACCAUUCGUGCCUUCAGCAAACCGGACACCUACGUCGGAAUCAUGUACAACAAGAUCAAUCGCCAUGCGCAAGCAUGGUGGACCUUGUGGCUGUUCAACCGCUGGCUCGCGUUCCGCAUGAGUAUCGUCGGCGCCAUCUUCUCAACAGUCACUGCUGGGCUCGUGGUCUAUCUGCCUGGUAUCAGCGCUUCACUUGCGGGUUUCGCUCUCAGCUUUGCGUUGCAGUAUAACGCUGCGAUCACGAUGGCACUGCGGCAAUACGCUAACAUUGAAUUGAAUAUGAACGCCACAGAGCGCGUCAUCGAGUAUUCCAACAUCGAGAUGGAGAACCAAGGAGGAGACGAUGCACCUGCGGCUUGGCCUACAGAGGGCCAUCUCGAAGUCCACGAUCUUGUGGUGGGCUACGCACCCGAUCUCCCACCGGUAUUGAACGGACUCAGCUUCUCAGUGGAGAAGAACCAGCGCGUAGGCGUCGUCGGACGCACAGGAGCAGGCAAGUCCUCUUUGACGCUUGCACUGUUCCGAUUCCUGGAAGCACGCUCUGGCCAGAUCUUCAUCGACGGACUCGAUGUCUCCAAGAUCAAACUGCACGACCUCCGCAGCCGACUUGCAAUCAUCCCGCAAGACCCAGUGCUCUUCUCCGGCACGGUGCGAUCGAAUCUAGACCCGUUCGAUGAAUACAGCGACACAGAGCUCUACGAUGCGCUAGCACGCGUGCACCUCAUCUCCGAGGCCGACGACGACGAGCUGACCCUCACAUCGCGGACUGCCACGCCCCGCCAGCCCGGCGGAACGGGUGCCACCACACCAUCGACGGUCCAGAAAACCAACUCUAACGCUUUCACCUCUCUCUCUUCGACUAUCUCCGAGGGAGGCCUCAACCUCUCCCAGGGUCAGCGCCAGCUCCUGUGUCUUGCCCGUGCCAUCGUCGCGCGGCCCAAGAUUAUGGUUCUAGACGAGGCGACCUCGGCUGUCGAUAUGGAGACCGAUGCGUUGAUCCAGACGUCUAUCCGUGCGGAAUUCGGCCGCAAUGCUACCACCCUCUUGGUCAUUGCACACCGGCUUAGCACUAUUGCGGACUUCGAUCGCAUUCUUGUUAUGGAUGCUGGUAAGGCGGCUGAGUUUGGCACCCCUAGGGAUCUUAUGGGGAUUGAGGGGGGUGUUUUCAAGAAUCUUGUUGAGAAUAGUGGGGAGAAGGAGGUGUUGGAGAAAAUGAUCUUUGCGUGA